Molecule: messenger RNA, 4249 nt
Organism: Petromyzon marinus (sea lamprey)
Lineage: Eukaryota; Metazoa; Chordata; Hyperoartia; Petromyzontiformes; Petromyzontidae
Product: von Willebrand factor A domain-containing protein 7-like
Source: RefSeq, a predicted model, not a curated record
UUUAAUGCAUUCAAAUUACAAUUAACAUUCCGCCAAUUACCGCACACGAUGUGUUUAGAUGCAUUAUCAAGCGUAAUUCCAUGCCUUUUCUUUAGAACUAGUUGUGGGAUAAGAUGUUCUUAUUGCAUAACAAGUGCCGCUGAAAGAUUAGAUUAUGGCUAAUAAUUUCUAGCAAUGGGCUUCUGUACGGUAUUGCUCCUGUGGGUAUAGAGAUGGUGAAUCGUCUACACAUGGUAGAGAUAGUCACUGCGUUAGGGUAAAUGUGGAGCCCUGCAAUUGCUGGCUCACGCCACUGCUGGCGGAAGGGGCCUCCACUGGAGGGCAGCUCCAGAGAGCCGCCACCCUGGAGUCGAUUUGGCCAGACAUCUCGGAAGAGGCUGACGCACCCACACCAGGGGGUCGGGCAACCUGCGGCUCCGGAGCCGCGUGCGGCUCUUGAAGGACUACGUCGUGACCGUUGGUUAUUGUGGGCCCCCUUCUCGUGUUCACACGCUUUGCGGCGCUUGAAAAUACUGAGUUGGGUGGACAGAAGCGGUGGUGGGAGAGGAUUUUAAAAGACUUGCCCCAUUCUUGGUAUAUGAAUCCCUGCAUUCACGAAACCUUUAAAUCAAAACUUGCCCCAUUGUUUCAACUCGGAGAUGGAAUCGAACCCAGCGUCCUCCGGAUUGCAAUUGCUCGUGCUGAACCAAUGCUGCAGAAUGUUUGCACUCCUAGUGGCUGAUGGGUCGUGUAAAAUAUACAGUGCAGUACAGUAAUGUGUUACACCACGACAGGACACCCUCUAUAUGACCCCCCCCAUCCCCCACUAUGAAUUCCUGCGUGAAUGUGUCCUGGAACACUGCGUUACAAACUGCCCCGACUCUUCCCGUGCGGAAGUUAAACAUUUGGCUUUGGCUUGACCCGACUGCGUCUAGGAUUUACUCUGCUCAUGCAAGAAAGAAGCUCAACAUACAGACAGAUAGACAUCGAACGAGUGUUCCAGUUGAGAGCCUUAACCCAGUGGGAUAGGGGUGGGUGUGCUCUGUGUAGGAGGACGAGGGAGGAGUUGAGUUGAUUGACAUGGCCAUAACAUUCCACACGACGUGCAGUAGUAGCACAGAGCGAGAAGACCUCGUCUAUAGGGAGGUCUACGUAGUGUGUAUCAGAAUCAAAAUCGUUAUUCAUACUGGAGGAAUCCGAUGAGCUUUAAUGCUCUUUUGCAUAACGUUACAUAAACAAACACUAAAAAGGUCUACGUAGUGUGUAUCAGAAUAAAAAUCGUUAUUCAUACUGGAGGAAUCCGAUGAGCGUUAAUGCUCUUUUGCAUAACGUUACAUAAACAAACAAUAAAAACACAUGAUAGGAGUGCAAAGCAUAGCAAAGGUAAAUAACUUUAAAUAUACGUACAAAUGAAACUAAACUAUAUUUUUUUUAUCUUAGAUAAAGUCCACUGAGCUAUUCGUGGAGUGCACCAUGGGGCCACGCGCCCUGGCUGCACUGCUGCUGGUCGUGGCUGUCCCUUGGACGGGCGCUUUCUUCCCGAACGCCGCCUCCCUGGGUGGCGUGCGAGCCGACUUCACGGACGAGAGCAUCACGGAGCAGGGCGUGCUGCGAGCCGUGGCCUUCUUCCUGGAACGGAAGGACAACCUGGCGAGUGGCUCCCUCGAGACGCUCAAACCUCUCACUCCGACAAGGCUCUUCCAAGAGUACAACAAAGGUGACAAGUCACCGGCAUCAUUUUUGGAUGCCAUACAGGAUAUUAUAAGAGGAAACAAUUUGAUUGAGACGCUGUACCCCAAUAAUACCUUCUUGAACGUGCACUGUGAAGCCUUUCAAGGAGCAAGGAAAGAGCUGAAUAAGUUUCGCAACCAGAUGCUUAAAUACGUGGAGUCAUCUAAGAAAAUAAAGAGUCAUUUGAGAGAUGCGCGAAAAUACCUGGGGAUGGCACUUCAUGUUCUACAACAGUUCUAUUCCAACACCGACUGGAUCGAACUCGGUCACACAGAGCCCUGCCAUGCAUUCGGACAUCCAACCCAGGAACUUAAGACGGCAGCAAUCCAGCAGGCCACAUGCAACGACUGCUUCAAAAAUAAAAUGGACCGCGAUGUUUAUGAUUGCCCCUGGAACGUUUUGCCAAAUGCUCCGUUAACGAGCGGCUACAAGCAUGGAAAUGAAUGCCAGAGAAAACCUAAUGGAAAGUGCAGCCACGGUGGUAAAGAUGACAUCUGGCAGAGUGUAAGCCCACGAGGUGGAAUAAACAAGGAGACACUGGACCCACAACUAUCGCCACACCACUACCUGCAUGGACGCGCAGGGGAGAUGGCUGUGCAGGCCACGCGCGACUUCUUAGUGGCACCAAAUUGGGGCAUUCUGUCAACCUUGGGUUUUGAGAAAUUCAAGGAAGUCUUUAAUCUUCCAGGAUACUCGCUUGCCUUCGUCCUUGAUAUCACAGGCAGCAUGGAAGAGGACAUUGAAAAUGUCCAUAAACAAAUGGAAAUAAUAGCUGACUCCUUACAAAACAGCCCUGAUGCCCCAGAAUCAUACAUCCUCGUGCCCUUCGGUGAUCCAGAUGUUGGGCCAGUUUUUAAAUUGGAAAGCAUGCAAGACAUUAUGCAAGAAGUGCAGAACCUUAAAAUUGGUGGUGGAGGAGACUGCCCUGAGAUGGCCCUGAGUGGUAUGAUGAGAGCACUGGAAUUUUGUUCUCCACGCUCACGACUGUAUCUGAUCACGGAUGCGGGGGCAAAAGAUGAAAGCGAAAGAGAUAAGGUGGAGGAUGAGAUUGCUAAGAAGGAAGCCAAGGUGAACAUCAUCAACACUGGGGAAUACUGUGAAGAUGAUGACCGCAGAAAACGAAGCCUCCGUCAAAAGCGCUCCGCCGCGAAGAACGUGUUUGAGAUCCUUGCGGAAUUCUCUGGCGGCUCGUACAUACUCACCACCAAGGAGAAGCUCCCCGGCGUGCUGGGCAGCAUGAUGCUGGACCUGAACGCGGCGCCCGUCACGCUGCUGCGCGUCUCCUCCGCUCCGCCCGGGGAUGUGCGUUUCUCCGUGGAACCAACACUCGCCGAGUUCGCCGUUUCAGUUCGUGCCCCGGUGGACUUCGACGUGGAGCUCUACCGGCCCUCCGGUGAGCGUGACGAAAGUGUCGAGCUGCUGGUGGACACGGGGAGUUUCCGCGUGCUGCGCGUAGCCACCCCGCAGUCCGGGGAGUGGCGCGCGCGCAUCUUGGGCCCUGCAGCGCCGUACCGAGUUGAGGUGACGGGGAAGAGCAUGUUCGACUUCUCCUACGACAUCCUGCAGCAGAAGAACGGAUACAUGUUGCCUGUUGAGGGGCAGCUCGUCACUGGUGUGUCCUACCUGCUCUGGGUUAAGCCUCUGGGUCUCGAAGCCGGCUACAGGAUGACAAAUGUGCAGAUGCAAAACGCAGACGGUGUGACCAUCGUAGAGCUUCAGGCCCAAGACGAGGAGUCAAAUGGCGAAUUUGGCGUUCCCCUCAACUUCAGUGACUCCACUCCGUUCAUGGUGGCAGUGUGUGGCCUGUCGCCUGGAAACGUCACCUUCUGCCGGCUGCAAACAAAGCUGAAACGCAUCGAGAGCUUUGAGCUCAUCCUCGCCAACCCAGACGACGUGAUGAUUUUGCCGGGCAAUGCCUCCCCACUCCUCGUGGUGCUGAAGAACAACGGUGCAGCUGCCACCUUCUUGGUGUCGGCAAGCGACGAGCAGGGAUGGCUUCAGACGCUGCACCCGGUCGUGGUGAAGCUGGAGCCUGGCAAAAAUCAGACCAUGGCAAUGAAUGUCUCAGUGCCUGCUGAUGCCAGAUUCCUUGCCAGCACGGUGUACGUGACGGCCAUCAGCAAGUCAGGAGGGGGCUCUUCCACCACGCUUGCCAUCUCUGUCGCUGUCAUUGUCAAGGAAAAAACUGUCAGUUCCCUCCACAUUUGUCAAUCCCCAUUCAUCUUUGCAAUAUGUUGCUAGAUCGGCACAAUAACGAUGCAACGUGUAGAUACGUGAUUGAUAUUGGAGCGUGUUUGCAGGAGGAUUUUAGAAACUCAACCAUUAGUUCAACUUCAAGUCCACCAUACCGAAUCAUUACACUGCGGCAGAAUCCCUUUACAUGAACUCUGGAAUUUGUGCGACAACGUGCGGAUUCCUGGUGUAUUGCUUUGCGGGCGUGCGUCUCUACACAUGGUGACGUGUGCGUGUGCCUGUGCAGACUCCAGACACGGUGUCGCCCACCCUUUGGAAACUGGCCGUUGAGAGCCAGUGCACGACC